AUGGUGCAACUGGAGCACGGCACGAAGCUCGAUGUACACGGUACCAUGGAAAUUUCACAAUCGUCAUCCGACGACACGGUCGAAAAUGCACUUGACACAAUCGCAGAGAAAACAGAACGCAGUGAAUCAUGGAACUGGGAUGAUGAUCCGAGCAAUCCUUACAACUGGCCGACAAGUCAAAAAGUGCUGCAAGUGAUGAUGAUUGGUUGGGCGGCUUUCACAACAACUGUUGGAGUAUCUAUACUAUCACCUGCUCACACCCAGUUCAUGGAAGAGUUUGGGGUUGGCAGUACGGUCGCUAUCCUACCCUUGUCACUCUACGUCUUCGCCUUGGCCCUUGGCCCUAUCGUUGGAGGACCUCUCUCUGAAACUGUCGGGAGAUACCCAGUCUACAUAGGGUCUAUUGGUCUGGGCACUUUAUUUACUCUAGGUGUAGGAUUUUGUCCCACAUUUUCUGGACUCUGUGUUUUACGUUUCUUGGCUGGUUUCUGCUACGCACCGACUCUAGCAAUUGCAGCCGGAACUCUCAAUGAGACGUUCAAGCCCGUUCAACGCGCCCUUCCCUCGGCUAUUUUUAUUCUUACGCCUUUCUUGGGUCCUGGUCUAGGGCCUGUCAUUGGAAGUUUCGUUGUCAAUCGGAAAGGCUGGCGUUGGACGCAGUGGACAACGAUCUUCUUUGCUAUCCUCACUGGUAUCACAAUUCUCAUUGCCAAAGAAACCUUUCACCCUAUCAUCAAACGUCGUCGCGCCAAUGAACUCGGAUUAGAACUUCCCCCAUCACCCCCCUCUCUUCGAAGUUACGCCUAUUUGUAA
Messenger RNA from Penicillium robsamsonii, 813 nucleotides. RefSeq lists its product as uncharacterized. Gene Ontology annotation, molecular function: spermine transmembrane transporter activity; spermidine transmembrane transporter activity. Gene Ontology annotation, biological process: spermidine transport; spermine transport; transmembrane transport. The record is from RefSeq and is a predicted model, not a curated record. Bases 1 to 813 code for a protein of 270 amino acids. The transcript has 3 exons. Lineage: Eukaryota; Fungi; Ascomycota; Eurotiomycetes; Eurotiales; Aspergillaceae.